GCGACUUAUCUGCCGUUUCGUCCCUUCUCACUGGCCCGUCUUAACAUCAUUGAGGUAAAUAGUGACAGGUCGACCAACUGAGGAAGGCUUCGCUCCUCUUCACUGAAUCCGAAAGACCCCGGGAUAAGUCAUCGCUGCUUUGAAACCCAUCGCCAUGACAAGUGGGACCGAAGCAAGAUGACCUUCUCGGCCAUCCCAGAAAGUAACCCGUCCUCUUCGCCACGAGGCCACAGUCAAAGCGAAAGGGACUCGUCCAACCGCAAAAAGCGCAAGGGUCCCCGUCUCGCCCACCGCAAGUCCAGGACCGGAUGUCAGCGAUGUCGCGCCCGACGAGUAAAGUGUGAUGAAGCGCGACCUGUGUGUCGCGACUGCCAUCGUCAUGGGAUCCCCUGUGUCUAUGACAGGCCCGCGGAGGAAAUCCAAUCUCGCCCACUCCAGCCCAGUUCAUCGGAUCCCAGUAAUAUAGAGUUGCGCUUGUUGCAUCAUUUUACCCUAUUCGCCAGUGCCACUCUGCCUGGGGCCCAAUUGAAGCGUGUCAAAGACUGUUGGUCGAUCGACGUGCCUCGACUCGCAUUCGGUUAUAAGCCGCUCCUGCACGCCGUCUUCGCAAUCUCGGCCCUGCAUCUGUCCAAAGCCAAUCCAAACGAAGCUGGCUUGCUGGACAUCCACUGCAACUUCCUCGAGCAGGCUUUGCGCGAACAUCGACUCUGUAUCGGCGGCAUAACUACGCAGACCGCGGAUGCGGUGUGCUUUACAAGCAUCCUGUUACAGGUCGACGUAUUUGCUACCUUACAGAAUCAUACUGUUGUUUCGUCCGAGCACGUCAGUGAAUGGAUGCGUCUAUUGCGCGGGUCGGUCGCUGUCUUUGACGCGGCCUUGGAGAUUGCGAGGCAUGAUACUCAUCCCGCGAGUAUCUGGUGUAUUAUUGAUACCUUUCCUAUACCCUUGCGGACGAGUUCUGAUGCUGGGGCAUUUUCCUUCCUGCUUCCGACUGCGCCCGACGACGAGGACAACGACAUGGCGCUAGAAGCAUAUCGAGGGGCCGUCGCGCAUAUCAACGCCACCUGGCUGGCCAUGGAAGCAAAGGAACAUCCGCAAGUCACCUGUCGCCGGAUCAUGGUCUUCCCGUUGUUUGUGAUAACCGAAUUCAUGGACCUCCUCGAGAAGAGGAGACCUCGUGCUUUGGUGGUUCUAGCCUACUUUCUCGCCUUGUCGGCACCAUUACGCGACAUAUGGUGGAUCGGAGACGCUGCACACAAAUACAUCAUGGCUCUUCAACCAACCCUUCCUGCUCACUGGCAACGCCUAAUGUCCUGGCCAGUAGAGAUGAUUAUAUCUUGUGCACCACAGCAAACACAAGCCGCUACUCCGCCUGGGAGAUCUUCUCCAACCGCCACUGGUGCGGCGAGCUCGAGUCUAAUGUGGCCGUGACCUGCGAGCACAUUUUCUGUAUAUAUGUGCUCUACCAACAAAUCGACCCCGACGAAGGCAGCCAAUACCGCCAAUGGCUGCUCUCGCAGCAAAACGCCGAAGGCUCCUGGGGCAUCGCGCCUAACUACCCCGGCGACGUCUCCACAAGCACAGAGGCAUACCUAGCCUUGAGAAUCAUAUUGCAUGAGGCCU
Molecule: messenger RNA, 1623 nt
Organism: Aspergillus fijiensis CBS 313.89
Lineage: Eukaryota; Fungi; Ascomycota; Eurotiomycetes; Eurotiales; Aspergillaceae
Product: Zn(II)2Cys6 transcription factor domain-containing protein
Exons: 2
Coding region: 178-1431 (417 amino acids)
Biological process (GO): regulation of transcription by RNA polymerase II
Molecular function (GO): zinc ion binding; DNA-binding transcription factor activity, RNA polymerase II-specific
Source: RefSeq, a predicted model, not a curated record